Drosophila persimilis is the source of this 563-nucleotide messenger RNA. It is a transcript of the gene eIF1, whose product is annotated as eukaryotic translation initiation factor eIF1. Gene Ontology annotation, biological process: translational initiation. The coding region runs from base 53 to 385 and encodes 110 amino acids. Gene Ontology annotation, molecular function: ribosomal small subunit binding; RNA binding; translation initiation factor activity. Gene Ontology annotation, cellular component: eukaryotic 43S preinitiation complex. The record is from RefSeq and is a predicted model, not a curated record. The transcript has 3 exons. NCBI's taxonomy places the organism in Eukaryota, Metazoa, Arthropoda, Insecta, Diptera, Drosophilidae.
GAGAACACUUCAAAAAGUUUUUGUUUAGGCUGUGGUUUAUUUUUAUUGUCGUAUGUCCAUCCAGAAUUUAAACACUCGAGACCCCUUUGCUGAUGCAAUCAAGGGCAAUGAUGAUGAUAUUCAAGACGGGCUUGUGCAUAUAAGAAUCCAGCAGAGGAACGGUCGCAAGACUCUAACCACUGUCCAGGGCCUGUCCGCGGAGUAUGACUUGAAGAAAAUAGUCCGCUCCUGUAAAAAGGAAUUUGCCUGCAAUGGAACUGUGAUCGAGCAUCCGGAGUAUGGUGAAGUUCUGCAGCUGCAGGGCGAUCAACGUGAAAACAUCUGUCAAUGGUUGACUAAGGUUGGAUUAGCCAAACCAGAUCAGCUGAAGGUGCACGGCUUUUAAGCGGAUGCCAAGGAACAACAAAUAUUUCAUUCUUAAGCUACAUUCAACUUGCAGAAGUUCUUCUUCGUUCAAAUUAUCUAAAAACAAUCUCGAUAGAACAUUAACGCAAACAGAAGCAAUAGACCAUUAAUUGAGAAAGAUGUUAUAAAUAAAUUAAAUGUUCAAUUUAAAUAAACAA